AUGAAGCGCUUCAGUCAUCGUUUAAGCUGCCGUCUUCCUCCUCACCUCCAUUGGUCAACUCUGACGUCAUCUCUUGUACCACCGGUUAAGAACGUAGCGGAUUUGCUAGUGAGUAAUGCAACAAUCUUCACCAGCGAUGCUUCAUUGCCGUUUGAUGAUUCCAUGGCGAUUAGUAACGGCAGGAUUCUCAAAGUCGGAACCUUUACCACUCUCAAGGAUUUUGUAGGAGAUGGAACAGUGGAGAUGAAUCUGGAGGGGAAGGUUGUAGUGCCUAGACUUAUUGAUUCACAUGUUCAUUUGAUCUCUGGGGGACUUCAGAUGGCCCAAGUUGGACUCAGAGGAGUGAGUCAAAAGGAAGAGUUUUGCAAGAUGGUGAAAGACGCGGUGCAGAAUGCAAAAGAAGGAUCAUGGAUUCUUGGUGGUGGAUGGAACAAUGAUUUCUGGGGAGGAGAGUUGCCUUCUGCAUCAUGGAUUGAUGAAAUCUCUCCUCAUAAUCCUGUUUGGUUGAUUAGGAUGGAUGGUCAUAUGGGUUUGGCGAAUUCCCUCACGCUUAAGAUUGCUGGUGUUACUAGUUUAACAGAAGAUCCAGUUGGUGGAACGAUAAUGAGAUUCCCUAGUGGCGAGCCUACAGGGCUUUUGAUCGAUUCUGCUAUGGAGCUUGUCACUUCUUUCGUUCAAGAAGUCUCAGUGGAUGAACGUAGGGAAGCACUUCUUAGAGCUAGCAAGUAUGCUUUAACUAGAGGCGUGACAACUGUUGUUGAUCUUGGAAGAUUUUAUCCUGGCAAUACAGAUGAGCUCUCCUGGAAUGACUUUCAAGAUGUGUAUCUAUGGGCUGAUUCAGCGAAGAAGAUGAUGAUCCGGACUUGCUUGUUUUUCCCCAUUACAACAUGGUCACGUUUAUCGGAUCUUAAGCUUCAGAAAGGUCAUGUACUGAGUGACUGGUUGUACCUCGGUGGCGUCAAAGCAUUUAUUGAUGGCUCUCUAGGUUCCAACAGUGCACUUUUCUACGAGGAAUAUCUUGACACACCUAAAAAUCAUGGGCUAGAAGUGAUGGAUCCUGAGAUACUUUUAAACCUCACAAUGGCAGCAGCCAAAGCAGGGCUUCAGGUUGUUGCUAUCCAUGCCAUAGGAGACAAAGCAAAUGACAUGAUUCUCGAAAUGUACGAAUCCGUUGCUGCAGCCAAUGGAGAACGGGAUAGAAGAUUCAGGAUUGAGCAUGCGCAACAUUUGGCUCCAGGAUCUUCUGAUCGGUUUGGUCAACAUCACAUUGUAGCCUCAGUGCAGCCAGAUCAUUUGCUUGAUGAUGCUGAUACUGCUCCAAAGAAGCUCGGUUUUGAUAGAGCUGAAAAGGAGUCUUAUCUAUUUCAAUCUCUCUUAAAUGGCAAUGCACUUGUGGCAUUUGGUUCCGACUGGCCUGUGGCAGACAUUAACCCGUUGCACAGUCUCACAACCGCGGUAAAACGAAUACCUCUCAAGUGGGAUCACGCUUGGAUCCCAUCUGAAUGCAUCUCUUUCACCGAUGCCUUGACUGCGUAA
This is a messenger RNA of Eruca vesicaria subsp. sativa (arugula), 1536 nucleotides long. The record is from the annotation of a GenBank genome assembly. Lineage: Eukaryota; Viridiplantae; Streptophyta; Magnoliopsida; Brassicales; Brassicaceae.